AUGGACAUCAACACGAGGAUUGUGCCUGGACGUCGACCCUCAAUAUUGAACGACUCAAAGGCCUACAAUAUACCUCACACGUACUCGACAGUCUUCCCCCAUCGUCAAACAGUCAUGGUUGAAUUCCCGGUCGAGAUAUGGGAACCCAUCUUUUCACUCGCUUGCACCGACGACGGAAGGACAGGUUGCUCUCUUUCGCUCGUCUCUAAAUUCAUUCACAAAGUGUCUGCACCGCUCAGAUACCAGUCUGUCUUGCUGGAAGGCAUCACGCAGAUGUCCUCCUUCCUUCGAGUCAUGAAGGGAAAUCCGGAGUCUACCCCGAAAGUAGAGUGUCUGCUGUUAUGCGACCGCUCUCCAGACCUAUGUCACGUCGAUAAAGAAAGCUGCUCGGACACUCCGCAGGCCCUGUCGCAAGCAUGGCGCGCUGUCCUCCACGAGCUUCUCCCAGUCGUCUCCCACUACCUUCGGACAUUGACGGUGUUCACGCACGCACGACGCGACUUCCUACUGCCGGACGUGUCGCUUCCCAUGCUUGAAGAACUGAUCAUCCACGGCGAUUGCGAGGACCGAGUCACACAUCAGACUCUGGGUUCGCCUCCGAUUCCACUUCUCCCGAGUCUAUUGAGACUGCAUGUCGAGGGGAGAACGCAUCAUCCAGGGUUCAACGGGGUCGCAGAUAUGCUCCUCAGCCUCUCGCAUAGUGCACCGUCCCUAGCCCACCUCACCAUCUGGGCUCUCAUGUUCAGUUUGGCCAAGAGUCCCGAUCCUUCUCGUUUCAGUUGGUUGACAGCCUUGAAGCCCUAUGGGGACGGAUCUGGUCGUUCCUGGUUAACCGACCUCUUCCCGGCUCUCCGAAGCGUGGCUUUCCGUCCUCUGCCAAGAAGACAGGAUAACGAUAGUCGCCUUGUGGAGGAGAUCCUUCGUCGCAUAUUGUCAAGGGCCGAGCUCGCCGUCGAAGUUGAUGUCCUCAAAGCUGGGUCACUUGAAGAGGACUUGUAUCAAAAGGUUAAGAGAGCCUGGCUACGUUCACCAUCAGGUUGA
Molecule: messenger RNA, 1041 nt
Organism: Gloeophyllum trabeum ATCC 11539
Lineage: Eukaryota; Fungi; Basidiomycota; Agaricomycetes; Gloeophyllales; Gloeophyllaceae
Exons: 1
Coding region: 1-1041 (346 amino acids)
Source: RefSeq, a predicted model, not a curated record